GAGCGACUCCCUCUCCGGCGAGGAAGCUGCCUGGCUAGGCGACGACAACGUCCAGACGCCCAAGGCAAGCCGCAACGGGGACAGCCUCAGGAUCAGACAGGUUUCUCGCGGCGGACUAGGGAAACAGUCUAGCAACGAGACGCUCCGGCCGUCGCACCCGAGCCGCAGAAAAGGAGCCGCGGCUGCGACAAUGGCGUCCUCGGACGACCUGGCCACGCCCGAUAGCGUAGCAGAAUCCAACCCAACUGCCGGGCCGACCCAGAGACCUCACACCCCUACAGCCGAUCACAAUGCAGGGCCGAACCCAACCGCCGCCAGCGGUCCCGAUCCCGGGCCCAACCCCCCGCUCACGCCGUCGAGAGCGGUCAAGCGGGCAGCAACCGCGACGCCGCCGCGUGUGAAGAAGAAGAUCCCCUGGAAGGGCAAGAGCGUGAUCGUGCUGCUCCCCAAGGACGAAGAGCGUGGUCAGCCCGGGAAACCCCCUAUUCCCCUGACAGAGGCCAACGUCAUCGGCAUGCUCCGAAGUUGGCAGGAGCUCGGAUACGACAUUGGCGGCUUUGAUCUGUACGAGCCGGACGAGGAUGCAGACCCCAGGGAUUCGUCACAAAGCAAGCGUGCCUGGCCAGACCCUGCAGACAUACUACAGGAGCUGCAGGAGCGUGACUUCAAGGUGGUUCUUCCAGACUUGAAUGCGUGGAAGAGGUAUGUCGACGAGUUGAACGAGGCGAAGCUCCGCGCACUUGGGGUUUCAUUUGCAGACGAAGAGCCCCCUCCGCCCUCGAUUUCCCCGGCGUCUGCACUUAGCAGACAACCGUCCAUUGCGCAAUACCCGCCGCUCCCAUUCUCUCCGCCCAUCCCGACAUCGUCGGCGUCUAGUAAUCAGGCGCUUGCCGGGUUCCCCUUCCCCGCCCAGCUCGUGACGUCCGCCGCUCAGAGCCCCGGUGUCCCAGCCGGAGUCUCGCCGGGGCCGUUUGGUGCCAAAUUCAAUCCCCGCGCAUCGAUCUCGGGAUCAUCACCACAUGCGUGGUCUCCACAAUUGCUUCUGCAACAAGGUCAUCGCGGCGGUUCGCCUUCCCUUGCUAAUCUCGGGGCGGUCAUGUCGCCGGCGUCGCCCUUCUCUCCCGACGGAAUACCGGGUUCUGUGGGACAUCAACGUCACCAGUCACUCCAGUUUUCUACGUUGCCGCAUCAAUUCCAGCCCCCAGUGAGGGCCUCGCCUCGUCUUCAGGAGCUCCGCGAGGUGGACGAGGAAGCAGUGGCCGACGCUCCUCCCGCGACUUCUGAGCAGCAGCGCUUUGUCCGCCACAACGCCAGUGACAGCCUGCAAAGAGAAAUUGACGAGGCGGAGUACCACUUGGAGGAACAGAUGCGGUCACAGCUUGACAAUGACCAAGAUUACAGUCCGCACAACGACAAGGACAAGCCAGAGGCGGGUCCGAGCAGCUCGGCCCUUGGCCAUGCGGGAGACCAGCUUAUGCAGUUCGCACCUCAGUCUCAUCGGUUUGCCAGUGACGCGGACGGCCUCGUUCUACAUCAUCCCCGGCCCCAUAGCCGUGGACAUUCGCUGUCCCAGAAGUACUUCACCGAGGACGAUGUCUCCAAACAGGGAGCGUUCAGGCCCACGCUGCAGCAGAUCAAUGCCCAGCCGGCCGAAGAGGACGAGAUCGAGACGAAUCCGAGCAACCUGGGGACGCCCGUGCAAGCAUUGGAGUUCUCCAAGCUCGUACAUCAGCGCGGUUUCUCCACCGCCAGCAACCCGUGGACCGAGGAGCCUAGCAACCCUCCCAAGAGCAGCCAUCAACCCCACCAGAGCCGUGGCAGUGUUUCCUCCUUCUCAAAGCUCAAUGUGGAGGCGCCCGAGUUCAAGUUCAACCCCACGGGUACUUUCAGUCCCACUAGUGCUUUCAACCCCACGACGAGCACCUUCAACCCGGGCGCGUUCAGUUUCACAAGCAACUCGUUCCAGCCCAUGGCGUUCAACGCUGGCAUGAACUCGGCCACGUUGAGCCAACCCCGUUUACCGACGACUGGCUCUUCCAAGAUCAACGUCAAUGCUCCUGUCUUCUCGCCGGGCCAGAGCGAGUUCAGCUUCUCGACCACGGGCCCCAAGUUCCGACCAGAUGCCCCAGCUUUCACUCCCCAUUCACUGUCUACGUCGCUCACGAGCCCCAUCACGUCGGGGCCCGAGAGUGGUAGCAACCUGGGCGGCUCCGUAUUUGGCACCAUCGACCUCAAGGGUGCCGACCACGCCAAGCCCGGCAAGAGGUCCAAGGCCAUCCCGAUUGUUGCGCCAGACCGUCGGAAAUCUCCUGCGGCCAGUGGCACGCAGUAUGAUGCCGACGAUCGCCCGGUUGUCGAUGAGUCCCGCAUCAAGAGGGCUCGGGCAAAUGCCGAGAAUGGCGACGAUGUACCGCUUUUCGCCGAGCGCGCUAAGGAGGACACGCCCGCCCCUGUGUCUCAGCCGGAUACAUCCGGUCAAGAGGAUGGCGUGCCGGUGGAGGAGAAAUCGUUUGAUGAGUCUAAUCUGGGCAUGUCGUCAACCAUGGUCUCCGAGACGACAGAUACGAAGGCCACAGUUAGCCCGUCUGAACCCUCGCCGGAACAAGCCACGGUGAAGUGGGCACCCUUCGAGUUCAACAACAAGUCGGAUGCGCAAGCCUUCAACGAUGCGAGGCCGUUCGAUCCUGAAGCGCUCAAGCCUGCUCAUAAAAAGUCGUUGUCUGCAACCGCGAAGGAGUUCGUGCCGGGUGCGGCAGUAUGGGAGGCGGCUGUUGAACAGGCUGAGGAGCCUGUUGUGGACCAGAAGUCCGUUCAGCCUGUUGCCGGAGAUGCAGACACGGCAGCCGAGGACGAUGCCGUCGCUAUCUCCGCGAAGGCGCCCGAACGCUCGGAGCAAGAGGAAGCGGCACAACCUCCCGAAGAGCAAGCCGAAGAAGGAGAAGUUGCAGAUGCUACCACUGCGCCCGCGGAGCCCGGUCCGCAAACGCUCUCCUCGGAAAAGGGGCUUUCCGCUUCACGAUAUGCCCAGGCUUCGCCGCCUCCGCCGCCGCAACCCAAACGAACUGGCCUGGCCGCCUCCCGCUUCGCUGCCCCUCCUCCCUCACCACCCUCGGAGGAUGCGCCGGUUGCCGCCGACCACACCGUCUCACCUCUGUCUGCUGAGGAACAGCCUGCCAUGCCAAAUGGCGAGCAGGCAGCAGGCGAGCCGUCCAUGGCUGAUAUAGAUGAAGUGAUGCGUCUUAUGAACGAGAACCCGGAUAUGGGCGUGAACAGGACGUACGAUGAUCAUUCACCGUGGCAUGAGCACAGUCCGUUGCCUCAGUCUCCCAUUGCUCGUGCCGUGGAGUCGUCACCUUCUCGCCUGCCCCCGAGCUACUCUCGCAGCGACGCUCCGAGCCCGAGCCAGGCGGAUGGUCUCCAAUCAGCGGCUGUGGAGCUGGAAGAUCCCUUUGUUGAACCCCCUCGCAGCGGCCAGUCCGUCGAGGGCGCUAUUCACCGUCUCAAUGGAAGCGAGAGCUUGCCUGCUAGUGACUGGGAAGGCGUCUUCGGUGAAGAGGAGCAGAACGAGCUCGAGUCACGGGUUGGCUUCUUCGACGGCCGUGUCAACCAGCUUGUCGGUGGCUUGCUUGACGCGCGCCUCGGCCCUCUUGAGCGGACUCUGGAUAGUAUCAACCGGGCUCUGUCGAGGCGGACUCGAUCCAGCCGUCGCGAGGGAGGCAGCAUUUCUGUCGACAACCGUGACAGCGACGCCGAUGAUGAGGAUGAUGAGGUGCCUGGUCCGCCGCGGUCCCUCAGUCCACGCCGCGACCGCAAGAUGGAGCAAAUUCGCGCCGCUGUUCUGGACGCAUUUGCCGUGCAACGCCGAAACCAGUCAGCAGAGCUCCGGCCUUCUACCUCACAGGCAUCGGAUAACUCUUUUGUCCUGAAGGCACUGGAGGAGAUGAGGGAGCAGAUGAAGGAGGAGCUCGGCCGCUCAGUCCAGCCUGCAAUCCGCAGCGAAGAAAUCAGGAGCAUCCUGGAGGAUGUUGUGGAGCGCCGCAUUCCGCCUCCACAGCCGGCCGCGGAUAAGGAUGAGCAACUCAACGAGCUUCAAGCCCGCGUUGCUGAGCUAGAACAACAACUUGUUGCCGAACGAACCAAGGCCGAGGCCGAGGUAUCGGCGAGGCGGGCCGCCGAGGACCGGGCCGCCGAGGCCAAUCGUGAACUCCACUCUGCUGCUACCAGGAUUGAGGUCGAGAUGAUGAACAAGAGCGCGUUGAACCGGCGGAUUGCCGACCUCGAAGAGCGACUGCAGCAUGCGGAGGGCCAGGCGGAAGAGGAAGUCAAGGGCCGAAGAGCAGCGGAGGAUCGCCUCUCUGAAGUCCAACGCCUGCUUCGGAUAUCGUCCGAGGAAGAGACGCGGCUCCGGGAGCUUGUCGACGAGAAGGACCAGAGGAUCAAGUUAAUCGAGGCCGUCAAUAGCAAGAAUGCGAUGCGUCUCACCGUCUUGGAGGCAAGCCAGGCCAAUGUCCACCAGGCCCAGAGCGAAGCCCAGAACCGGAUCAACUCGCUUGAGGCUGACGCCCGCGAGGCACGCAAGGAAGCUCAGCACUGGCGGUCCGAGACUGAUCGCAUCGUCGCCAUCAUCCAAAGGCGUGACAAGGAUCUUGCCCAGGCCCUCGACGAGAACAAGGCUAUGCACAAGCUUAUCGACACUCUGGGCACCCAGCUGCAGGAAAACGAGCGCGUGCGUGACACCUGGCGUGCCAAGUUCAUCGCGAUGCAAGACGAAAUGGCCCAGGCAACCAAAGCCAUCACCGAGGAAAAUGCUCGCCGGAUCAAGAAGGAGCAGGCGCUGCUCGCCAAGCAAGAGGUUCUCGAGGCCAGACUGCAGGCUGAGGCCAGGACCCGGGAGCGUAUCGAGACGGAGCUCGAGAGGCUGGAGAUGGGUGAGCGCCAAGGCAUGAGGGCUGUCGCCGAGUGUAAGAGGCUUGAGGGCCUUCUGGCCGAGUUGCGCGCCGAGAACCACAAGCUCCAUCAGAGCGCUCUCCGCUACCAGGCCGAGUUCCGAGAGGCCAGAGAAUCGGGCGCGCGCGAGGUCCAACGUACGCGCGAGGCGAUGCAGGCCGAAGUGGAGAACGCGAAUCACCAGGUCAACGUCGCUCGCGAGGAGCUCGAGGCCCAGGUGUCGCGGCUCCGGGCCGAGCUCGACCAAGUCAGGUUGGAUGCGGAUACGGCCAAGGCCCGCCACGAUAUGCUCCUCGAGGAAGCACAGAAUUCGAAGCAGGCCGAGAUAGAGGAGCUGGUGCGGAAGCACCAGAACGAGGUCGAGGACUUGCAGGCGCGCUACGAGCGUCAGCUCAGCAACACGACGGAGGAUGCCCAGAGGGCCGAGCAGAACCUCCUGGAACGUCUCAGCAUCUCGACGUCCAAGUCGGAGUACCUCCAGGACAAGGUGGCGCACCUGGAGGAGAAGCUGGAGAUUGCCAAGGAGGCUGCCCGGGCGGCCGCUCAGGCCGCGAAGUCUGCUUCCGGCUCCGGAACUGCAGCCGCUCAAGCCGAGCCCGCCGCCUCAUCGCGUCAGCUUGAACUGCCAGAAAAGAUAUCGCCGCAGGCCCUGCGCGAAUCCAUCAUGGUAUUGCAGGAGCAGCUGCAGGAACGGGAGCAGCGGAUCGAGGAGCUGGAGACCAAGCUCUCCAAGACUGACCCAGAGGCCGAGGUCAAGAUUUCGAAGCGCGACGACGAGAUCAUCUGGCUUCGCGAACUUCUCGCCGUGCGCCACUCGGAUCUUCAAGACAUCAUCACUGCCCUAAGCCGUGAUGACUACGACAAGAACGCCGUCAAGGACGCUGCCAUCCGUCUCAAGGCGAACCUGCAGAUGGAGGAGCAGGAGCGCGAGAGGGCGAUGAACGGGGGCUCGGCCAUCAAUCUGCCUAACAUCGCGGCCACUAUCCAGGCCGCAACCCCUCGAGUUGCCCAGGCAGUCGGCCCUCUCGCCGCAGCAUGGGGCAACUGGCGGAAGGCGCGGGAGCUCGGCAGCGUCCUGUCGUCUCCCGCCCCGGCCAACGGAAAGGCCUCGACGCCCUCGCGGGCUAGCUCUGCCUCGGGUGGUCUCUUCGGUGGACUCAUGACACCUCCGGCAUCUCGCAUGCGCACAACGCCCCCGAACCAGGCCAAGCAGCCGACCGCGUUCUCCAGCACGGGACGCCGGUUCACGGCGCAAGACCUCGCCAACAGGCCGAAGCCGCCGCGUUCCUCAGCCUCCCCUUCGCUCGCAGACGACGCGAAGGGUAAAGCGCCCGCGGCAGCCGCGCAAGAGACGCCUCAGCGGCGCCCGCUCGCCGAGCCUGUCACGCCGCCCAUGAUGAGCUCCAAGACGUAUGAUGAUGAUGCCCAAGCCGAGGACUUUGAUGAUGCCGGGUUCUUCGAGGAUUAAAAUAACGAAGAAGGGGGAGGGGCCGGGGGGGAGGACCUGACCUCUCACCACCUUCUGAAUAACCAAUCUAAACCCUUUUCCUUUGUCAAAUUUUCCUUGCUGUCAGAGAAAGAUCAUGGAGGAAGCGCAUUGUAGAGCAGCAUGUGGCA
This is a messenger RNA of Thermothelomyces thermophilus ATCC 42464, 6564 nucleotides long. RefSeq lists its product as uncharacterized. The transcript is spliced from 2 exons. The record is from RefSeq and is a predicted model, not a curated record. NCBI's taxonomy places the organism in Eukaryota, Fungi, Ascomycota, Sordariomycetes, Sordariales, Chaetomiaceae. The coding region runs from base 191 to 6415 and encodes 2074 amino acids. Gene Ontology annotation, cellular component: cytoskeleton.